Molecule: messenger RNA, 1550 nt
Organism: Epinephelus lanceolatus (giant grouper)
Lineage: Eukaryota; Metazoa; Chordata; Actinopteri; Perciformes; Serranidae
Product: synaptoporin-like
Cellular component (GO): synaptic vesicle membrane; synaptic vesicle
Source: RefSeq, a predicted model, not a curated record
GUUUCAACCCAGAUGACAAAAGCUGCCGACACUGUGGAGUGGGACUUGAGAUCUGUGGUUUUUAAAUGUGUAUGGUUAUAUUUGCUCCGAUUUUUGCCAUCUGUGCUUUUGCAACAUGUGGAGGAUACUAUGGUCAUCUCCAGGUUAAAGUGGACUGUGCCGACAGGAGGCAGAGUAACCUCAGCAUCAACAUUGAUUUUGGCUAUCCAUUCAGAUUACAGGAGGUGCAUUUCAAAGCUCCUGCGUGUGAGUCAAAGAGGGAGGAGAUUCUUUUCCUGGAUGGUGACUUUUCCUCAGCUGCUCAGUUUUUCCUGACUGUGGGUGUUUUUGCUUUCCUGUACUCGCUGCUGGCCACCAUCGUCUAUGUCUUCUACCAGAACAAGUACCUGAAGAACAAUAGAGGCCCGCUUGUGGAUUUUGUUGUCACAGUCAUCUUCUCCUUCAUGUGGCUGGUCAGCAGUUGCUGUUGGGCCAAAGCGCUCUCUGAUAUCAAGGCGGCCACAAACCCAACACAUGUGCUUCUGCUCAUCUCAGCCUGCAGAGCUCAGGAGAACAAAUGUGCGGCCACCCAGGAGCCUCUCUGGUCACGACUUAAUACAUCUGCAGUCUUUGGUUUUGUAAAUGUCAUCCUCUGGGUAGGGAAUAUUUGGUUUGUCUUUAAAGAGACAGGCUGGUAUAAGACCGGUCAGAGAUAUCCAACCAGGAGUGCUUCUGGGAAACGUGCCAGUGGAAUGCGGCAGCGGCUCUACAGCGAGAGCAGCUUCGAGCAGCCGGAGGAGAGUUUUGGUCCACAGCCCUCCAGACAAAACAGUUUCAAUCAGCAGGUCAGCAGACAGAGCAGCAUCAACCAGUCACAAGUAAGCUUGAGCUUACCACACGCAUAUCUCGGCAAGCCGGUGAUUUAUGAGAAUAAAGUUGUUUCUCAAGGGCCGAUGAUAUUUGUCAAUGAGAUGUGAAGCUGCUGUUAGUGUAAUGCUGUACAUCGUGAAGGAGAUGUGAACAUCAUUAUUACCUUAAAGGAGCUGUAAGCGAUACUCAGAGCAUUUAUACAGCAAACCACUGUUUACUGAUAUAGUGGAGUAAUGACAUGCUGAAAGUCACACUCGCUCUGUGUGUGUUGUAAUCUGAGCUUCUCAGUUCUUUGUUGUGGUAGCUGGACCAGCUGUGUGUGCAUGUUAGUGCAUGUGAGUCCUGUGUGUGCACCCCGCUGGCUAGCUAAGUGCUACCGCUCUGCUUUGCCCAUAUAUGGCGGCUAGUGCUGAUUUUGGGAUGGUGCUAUCACAGAAGCACAGCUCCAACCCUGAGGCUCCUUUAAGAUAAAAUGAAAACACUGAUGAUAUCUUUUUGGCAAGUAUGGUGUUCAUAAUGUGAUAUGAUUUUUUAUUAUAAUUUUUUAAUGAUGUACUUGGAGUUGAGCAUUUCCCCAAUGACACACGUUGUGGAAAAUGAUGAUGAAGAAAUGAUGAAAUGUGAAGUCAUUACUUAAGGCAUUUGUUUGUUUGUUUGGUUGGUUGGUUGUUUUUUUUUUUUACCAUUAAACUUCAUUUAAU